AUGAACGAUAUUAGUGGCUCAUCAGACGACGAGGUGAUUCCAGCAUCCAAACGUCGCCAAAGUGAAUCGAUGCCAAUCGAUGGAGAGGAUUCAGAUUCUGUUGAUGAAGAUUUUCAAUUAGAAGACAGUGAAAGUGAUGUAGCUGAAGAAUACGAUGAGAACUAC
Racocetra fulgida is the source of this 165-nucleotide messenger RNA. The record is from the annotation of a GenBank genome assembly. NCBI's taxonomy places the organism in Eukaryota, Fungi, Glomeromycota, Glomeromycetes, Diversisporales, Gigasporaceae.